AGUCAAGAUCGAAUCAGUUCCGUGGCAAGAAGGGAUCUCUCACUCUCUCUCUUUCCCUUUCUCCAUCUCCCUCGCUCUCUCUUCCUCUCGUUUUUAUUCCGUUCCAUCUCUCUUGUCCCAGCGGUGUUCGAGGAUAGUAAUAUGUCCAUUACCGAAACCGGCAGUAAACAACCUUCUGCGGUAUUCUAAAAACUCCCCCAGGGAGCCUUUUCGCUUCGCCUUCGUCUUCUGCGGUAUUCCGAGACCCUCAGGAACCCUCUCGCCCUCCCACCUGCCAUUGCCCUUCGAGAAGGAACCCCGAGGGACGCCAUGACCGCCCCAGAAAGGCGGGGAUCAGUCACGGUCAUCCUCCAGAACGCCUCGAGCUACUGCUUGGUCACGAGUCCUCGGGAGCCCACGAAGCUGCAGCCGGAUUGCUGGGACGAAGGAGCCGUUAGGAGAGAGGAGGAGAACGGAGCUCCUGACGAAGCUGCUGCUCCUGAAGGAGGAGCUCCUGACGGAGGGAAGAGAGCAGCUAAACGGGACCCCCAGUCUUCUUCUCCCACGAAGUCAAAGACGCAAGGGAAGAGGAAAGAGGAGCCAACGAGGGUCAGGUCUUCCUCUUCCUCUUCCUCUCCCUCGAGCGCCAAGAGGAAAGAGGAGGAUGUAGGGAAGAGAGGAGCAGGAGAAGGGAACCUGAGGAAGCAGAGCCUGAAGAAGAGGAUCAAAGAGGAUCCUCAGGAAGAAUCUUCCCCAGUGGCUGAUCAGUACGAGAAAGUCUAUGAUCUGAUGGUAGGACGUUCGGAGGUCUAUUCCCAAGUCGUGGAGGCCCUUAGGAAGUCUUGUGGGAAAAGCAAGGUCCUUCUGGGUCUUCCUGAUAGCCCGAAGGAACAGAUUGUCCUUCGGGAGUUUUCGUUGGACGAAAAUGUUCACAGGAUCAGUAGAAGCUCGUUCACCGUGGCAGUUGCAGCUGCCAAGAUGAGACUCCAUUACGAACGUGCCCUCGCCCUAAGGGCAAAAAGCAAGAGGCAUGACAGAGGAAGACACGGUAAGAAAGUGUUCGAAGACGCCUUCGUCACAACGUGGAGUCAGCCCAUCCUAUCGGCCAGUAAACAAGGAUUCUCGAUCACGUUUGAGAAGGCUAAGAAGCCUCGCAUCGUACGGGUAUCCAAGCUCCGGCGGAAGAGCGUCGCCCUGGAGUUGCCCAAGCCCGCCGAGGACGACGCCCCUAGGGAGGAGGCGGAGUGGGUGGAGUGGAGGAGGGUGCACGACAGCGUGACCAACUGGCUGGCUGACAACUCCAAGGUGGAGCCUGACGAGAGUCACAUCAUAACGAUGCUCAUGGAGGCUGAUCAGAAGAAGAGCAUCUUCCUGAAAUAGGCCAAUAGGCCUAGGCUCUUUAACCUAUUUUGGAAUAAAAACAUACAUGCAUGUGUUUGUACGUA
Macrobrachium nipponense is the source of this 1424-nucleotide messenger RNA. RefSeq lists its product as uncharacterized. NCBI's taxonomy places the organism in Eukaryota, Metazoa, Arthropoda, Malacostraca, Decapoda, Palaemonidae. The record is from RefSeq and is a predicted model, not a curated record. The transcript is spliced from 6 exons. Bases 310 to 1359 code for a protein of 349 amino acids.